AGAGAGGAAAAGUAAAGAAAGAGGCAUCGGCCGAACAAGUUGAACCACUCAGUGGAAGAGGUACUGCAGAUAAGAAGAAACUAAAGGACUUCCCAUAGGCGUGAGGGAAAUUGCAUACGCCAUCCGGAGAAGGGGGCCAGGAAAUGGCUUCUUGUUUUCCAGACAGCUCCUGAGCUCUCUUCGAUGGCACUGUGAAAGCUGGAAGACUGGCUGCACAGCCAAGGGAGACACCCAGUUCAAAACUGGUUUUUUGCCGGAGCAGCUUUCUACUGCUGAAAGUUGUAGCCAUGAGUCCUACAAGAUAUCCCAGUUGUCAGUGAUUUCCUCUGAGGAGGAAGCAACGCAAAUGACAUCUUAGUCAAAAACAGGAUUUUGACCAACACCAGUGAAGAUUAAGAAACUCAUUUGUCCCAGCGACAGCGUCGGACAGGCCAUACAACAAGCCUGAAGACAUGAAUUCCCCAGGGAAAUCAGUUUUCUGCUUUGUGUUCCUGAUUGUGACUUAUUCUUCUCAAGCUGCACUGAACUUAAAUCUUGAAUCCAUUGUCCAUUCUUUGAUCUACAGAGGCCAUGGACAAGAAGGUGAGAACUAUAGGGAAGAGUCACUAAGGCACAAACGAGCCGUGGCCACGAGCAGCCCUGCACCUGAAGAAUAUGAUAUUGAGAUUGAGAUAAGCUUUGAAAAUGCAUCGCUCCUGGAGCCUUUCAAGGCUUACCUAAAAAACCUCAGUUUUCCAAUACAAGUGAUAAAUGCCACCCUGAGCACUGACAUUUUAAGCAUGAAAGUUACAACAGUAUGCAGGCCCCAUGGAAAUGAGACUUUAUGUUCUUGUGAAAGUGGAUAUAAGUGGCUCCCGGAAGUGUGCCUCAGUAACCUCACUUGUCAAAGCUAUCGCAGCUCAGCCCCAGAAGACUGUAGCUGCCUCAAGGAAAUGCCUGCCAAGGGACCCUAUUGUCAGCAAGUCAUUCUAAAAGACAUUACCCUAAGGAUGUCGGUCACACUCAAGGUGGACUUUCAGGAUGACCUCAAGAACACCUCAUCUGCCCUGUACAGGUCAUACAAAACGGAUUUGGAAAGAGCGUUCCGGGAAGGUUACCGUAUAUUACCAGGCUUCAAAUCAGUGAUGAUUACAGGCUUCAGGCCUGGAAGUGUUAAAGUUACCUACAAUAUCCUGGCAACAAAACCAACGCCAACACAAAUGAAGGAAGCAAAUGACCAAGUGAAGACACUGAUCAAUUCAACAUAUAGAGUGAACGACUCCUCCUUUGAAGCAUCUCUUGAUAAUGAAACAAAGUUCUCCAUUGUCCCAGAAAUCAUCUAUGAAGGGGAUACAGUGGAAAUAAAGUGUGAAAAUGAAGUGCAAUCAACAAAUGUAACCUGGCACCAUUUUGAAAGGGUCAUAGACAAUCAGAAAGACAGUGAAUUCUCCAUUUACACUUAUCUGAAUAACCAAGUUUCAAUAUCAGUCCUCACUAUUAAAAAUAUUUCUCUGAUUAAUGCUGGCGAAUAUGCUUGUACUCUAACAUACGACAUUUUUGAUUAUGAGGGUCGGAAAAAAAUCAACGUGAUUUCCACAGAAAUUGAAGCAUCAGAAGACCUGAAGGUGAUGUGUGACAACAAUCCUGUAUCUUUGAGUUGUUGCACUGGGAAAGAUUUUAAUUUGACUAAUAUUGAAUGGAAUCAGGAAGGGCUGAUCAGCAUUCCAGGAAUCAGCUCCUCAGAUUCCAGGUGCAGUAAAUAUACCAUCAAGGCCGAUGGAACUCAGUGUCUAAGUGGAUCCGCUGGAACGGAGGUAUUUUACACAUGCAGGUUCAAGAGUGGCCAUGGAGCUGAUAUCAGCAGAAAGAUAAAAGUCACGUUUACAUCUGUGGCCAAUCUGACAGUAACUCCAGGCCUGAUUGCUAUUUCUGAAGGACAGAAUUUCUCCAUAAAGUGCAUCAGCGAUGUGAGUAGCUAUGACUCAGUAUUCUGGAACACUUCAGCUGGAACCAAAAUAAACCCAAAGUUUUAUGUCACCAAGAGAUAUCCUGAUAGAGCUGAAUCAGUACUUGCCGUAGAGACUGCAACAAGAGAAUGGAAUGGGGUUUAUCACUGCAUAUUUAGGUACAAGAGCUCCUACAGCAUAGCCACCAAGGACGUUACCAUUUACCCACUGCCACUGAAGCCCGACAUCCUGCUCGAUCCCUUGGAAGCUGACAUUCCCUGUGGGGGCAUCUGUCACUUACGGUGCUGCAUACAUGAGGCCACAGACUACAGAGUUACUUUCCAGAUUGAUGGCUUGUCCUUUCCCACUGUAAAAGAAACUCAAGAAAAUCGGGUCUGCUAUGAAUACAGUUUAAUGGCAAACACAACUGCCUGGUGUUCCAAAACAGUUCACGCAUCUUGUAUCUUCAUCAACUCAGUCAACAAAACAGUCCAGAGCGCCCCAGUGACUCUUCACUUUGUUCCUGAGGAAAACUUCACAUGCCAAGAUCCCAUCACAGGCAAUGGCAAGCCGGGGAAAAUGAUUCGGAAAUUGUGCCAGUUUUCAAACAUUCCUAACAACUCUAGACAUCAAAUGGGUGGAACCAUCACUUACAUAUGUGAAGGCACCACAUGGAAAGUAAAGAACAAUAACUGCAUCUCUGCACCGAUCAACAAUCUGCUUGGCAUGACAAAGACUUUGCUUAUGGGCCCUGAGCAAGAAGAGAAGCUGCCAACGUACCUUCAGAAUCUGUCCAGUAGUACCAGGGAGGUGCAAGAUGAGAUCAAAUGGUCACCUGGAAACCUGAGGGCCAUCGUUACCAUCCUGGAAUUACUAUCAACAGUCCCAACCCAAGUGAAUACAGAUAUGAUGACACAUGUGCUCUCUACAGUCAAUAUCAUUCUCAGCAAACCCAUACUGAGUACCUGGCAGUCUCUGCAUCAGCAACAGGCCAAUGAGAGCUCUCAGCUGCUAGAUUCUGUGGAGAGGUUCUCCAGAGGGCUGCACCAGGGAGUCAGUGUCAUUCCUUCCAUCAUGCACCCCAACGUGCAAAUGAGAGGCCUCGUGACUACGGCCACACGCAUCACCGACUACGACCAGCACUUUCUCUUUCCCGAUUCCAAUCUCUGGGGCCAGGUGAUCAUCGACAAGCAACAGAUAGAAAACCUGGAGCCAAAUUCAUCCAUCAUCACGCUGGCAUACCCAACACUAAAAGCUAUCCUGCCCCAGAGUGUCCAGAACAAGAACUUUGUGAAUGGUCUGGUGAUGACAACCACUGUGAGCCAGGGUGUGAUGAAAGCGUUCAAGAUUUCAAUGAAAUUUAAGAAAAACGAUCUGUCAUUGGUGGCACCCCAGUGUGUCUUCUGGAACUAUCACCUCUCCAACUACACGGGGGGAUGGGACAAUAGUGGGUGCUUUGUUGAACAAACGAAAGAGGACAGUGUCUUCUGCAGCUGUAAUCACUUAACUUCAUUUUCUAUCCUGAUGUCCCCUGAUUCUCCUGACCCCAACUCCCUCCUAAAAAUACUGCUGGAUAUCAUUUCUUAUAUUGGCCUAGGCUUUUCCAUCUUGAGUCUAGCAGCCUGUCUUGUGGUUGAAGCUUUUGUCUGGAAAUCGGUGACCAAAAACCGGACUUCUUACAUGCGCCAUGUUUGUAUUAUAAACAUCGCAGCCUCCCUCCUGAUUGCUGACGCCUGGUUCAUUGUAUCUGCUGCCAUUCAUGAUCAGAGCUACCUGUUCAAUGAAAUGGCUUGUGUGGCUGCCACCUUCUUCAUCCACUUCUUUUAUCUCAGCGUCUUCUUCUGGAUGUUGACCCUGGGUCUCAUGCUUUUCUACCGCUUGGUCUUUAUCCUCCAUGACACAAGCAAAUCUGUCCAGAAGGCGAUUGCCUUCUCCCUGGGCUAUGGUUGCCCACUGGUCAUCUCCAUCAUCACGGUGGGGGUCACCCAGCCAAAGGAUGUGUACAUGAGGAAAAAUGCCUGCUGGCUUAACUGGGAUGACACCAAGGCCCUCCUGGCUUUUGUGAUUCCUGCACUGAUCAUCGUGGUGAUAAAUGUGAGCAUAACGUUCGUGGUCAUCACCAAAAUCCUGAGGCCCUCCAUCGGGGACAAGCCAAGCAUUCAGGAGAAGAACAGCCUGUUUCAGAUCAGCAAGAGUAUCGGUGUCCUCACUCCCCUCCUAGGACUCACCUGGGGGUUCGGACUGGCCACUGUGUUCCAGGGAAGCAAUGCUGUGUUCCACAUUGUAUUUACCCUACUGAAUGCCUUCCAAGGAUUAUUCAUUUUGUUAUUUGGAUGCCUCUGGGAUAAGAAGGUACAGGAAGCUCUGCUGCAUAAAUUCUCCCUGUCUAGAUGGUCUUCACAGCACACAAAGUCGACAUCUCUGGCUUCAUCUACUCCUGUAUUUUCCAUGAGUUCUCCAAUAUCGAGAAGAUUUAACAAUUUGUUUGGUAAAACAGGAACGUACAACGUGUCGACCCCAGAAACAACCAGCUCAUCCGUGGAAAACUCAUCCAGCGCUUAUUCUUUGCUUAACUGAAAACAGAAAACCAGAUUUGCGUGACUUCUGGGAACAGUGGACUUUACUGCCCAUUGACAAGCUUCAGAAAGGAAGACACCUGUAAAACAGCCAUCUGUAAAGCGUCCUCUCCCUCAAGGCCUGAUGGCCCAGACUUUUGCACUAGGGAAGAGGUCACACUAAAUUGUGUCAAGACUUUGACUUCAAGUGGUUUUAUUGUUUACUUUUGACUUGGUUCUUCUUUUAAAUGAUCCCCAACGUGUACAGUAUUUAAAUGAUCGCAAAUGUCGUCCCAAACCUAGCUCCUUCUCUGGCUUGAAUGUGAAUUAAGGUCUUGCAGAGACAUUAUCAUUCCUAGUUUGGGCUCAAUGCUAAGCUUUGCUUAAAUAAUAGGGACUAAAGAGCUAACACACGCACAAAAGUGUGGUGUUCUUUUUUUUAAAAUCUAAAAGGACAGUUUUAUAUUCCAAUGAUAAUUGUCUACAGUGGGCUAGUUAUAUGCUAUAAACAGUGGAAAUGCAGAAAGACCAGAAAUUGCAAACUGAAAGUUAGUCUCAAUAAAGCUAUGCCAAAUCAGUUGCAAUCUGAUUAAAGCACAGAAAAAUAUGAAAAAAUAGAAAAAGUGGAAAGGAAAUUGCAUUGUAAAAAUCCUUUCAUUUGGAAUAUCUAAUUUAUCAGAAAAAAACAGAAGAAAUAUAUCACUUUCCCAAUAGCUUUAUCCUUAUGUUUUGAUGUUUUAGUUACAAAGAGAAAAGGGCAAGGGAAACUGGGAAAUUAUUCUUUUGUAGACCCAAGCACAGAGCUGUAACUAAGGCACGGUGACUGGAGCUUUGUCCCAAGGUGAGAAAUUUGGAGGAUAUCUAUAGCUUCGUCCCAUGGCAUAUUUCCCUACUCUGUUCCCGUUAUAGUUGCUUACCCUUCCUCCCAUUUCAGCAGCUUACAAAUCUUGUAACUUCCUUCCCUCAGGGGCUGUACUCCAGGUGAGCCUACCCCCUUCCCACUUGUCCCAGGUACAGAAAUGACUAUAGUUCAGCCCAAGCAAAAACUAAUUAUAGGUCAAAUUAAAUAGAGCUUGUAAGACAAGUCAGGUUGUUAAGAUAGCUCAUUGAGAACUCUCUUUGAAAUGUGUUCCAAUGAUCUGGAAUCUUCCGAUUUCUAAAUUAUAUCUAUUGCACUGGAAAAAAAUUCAUAUUCUGAUUAUUUAAGAGCUUUAGCCAGGUACUUCUCUGUGCAUUAUAUAGUAGGUUUUCAUAUGUUAUUGCUCUUUAGAUAGUGAUCAUGAUGAAUGAUAUAGGUAACUGUUUCUCUUGGUGUAUCCCACAGCUCUACAGUCUCUCCCCUAGAUCUCUCGCUCACAGACCAGUUUCCAUUAAGAUGUUUCAUGUGGUUCAGGCUGACUACAUUCAACCCCUUAGAAAAUCUUCCACAAAAGGUUUUAUUUAUAGCUGGCUUUUCUUUGCUCCUAAUGACACUUCUGCUUGGUGAACAGAUGAUGGAGCCUUUCCUAAGGUUUAGGGAAUAUUCUUCUCCUUGUUUAACCCCCAUUUUAAUGACUAUCAUCAUCUGUAAAUAUUUAUUGACACUCUUGGCAUUUCACCUAUAUGGAAUAGGUAAGGACCCUACCUUCACCCUCUAAGAAGAUUAGACAGAUAAGUAUAUAUUGCUCUCUUUUUACAUUUCAACUUUCUUUCCUUUUCUAAUUUUAUUUUGGCAUUUCUUUUUGUCUUCUCCACUUUUAUUUCUGUUUUCUCACAAGGCCUGGAGAUGGAACAGGGAAGGCUACUAAAUUAUGCUUAGUAUUAGGUGAACUCCUUAUUUUCAUCUAUUAAUGAAAAUACAGAAGUUUACCCCCAGGCAAACCUAAGAGUUGGGCAAUAAAUGGUCCAACUGAGGAUUCCAUGGCUAAGCGUCUGUUAAGAACAGUGGCUUUGGAGUUGGAGAGCCUUAGUUCAAAUCCUGCCUCCAACAUGACUUAUAUAACUUGGAGCAUCCAGACCUCUGUUUCUUUAUCUGUAAAAUGAGGGAAUUAGACCAGAUGGCCUUUGAGGUUCCUUCAAGUUCUAGAUCUAUGAUCCUACUGGGUGAUCCUAUAAUAAAUUAAAGCAGCUUAAGAGGUCCAGAUAGACUGGGAAGCUUUCACUGUCAUAGACUUAGAGUUGGAUAGCACCUUAUAAAUCACCUAAUUUAGCCUCCUUGUUUUCAGUAUUAAAAACAGAGGCCUUGGAGAGGUUUGCUGGUGUGCCUAAGAUCACACAAGGUCCCCUAUGUGCCUCAGGGCUGAGAAGGCUUUGGAAAUCUCUACAACAAAGGAUGCCUAACAAGGAAAGAACUUGAGUGAAAAGGAAGGUUAUUUUGCUCUGGAAAUAUGAUAAGGUCUCAGAUGAUGCCUACAGCUAGAAAAGAGAUGAGCAGAAAAGAGUCACAGAACAAAAUUAGCUUAAUUCCAGGGAAUGAGGCAGGCAAGUGAGGAAGAGAUUCUAACAUCUGGAUUUUUAAUGGAGAGAGAAGGGAAUCCCUAGAUCCACAUCCUGCUGUUAAUUUUGUAUACUGUGCAUUCACCAGCUUCAAUGGAAACCCUAAGGAGAUUAUUGUGCCUCACAGUGUGAACAAGAUUUGUGGAAUUUCAGGAAAUUUCAACAAGGUUACGUAGGAUGUGAUAUUAGGAUCAUGCCCAAACUCCUGAAUGGGAGCACGUUCUCUGACUUCCACAUUACAAAAUUCAUACAUACACACACACACACACACACACACACACACACACACGCACGCACACCGCUUCAACGCGCUCAAGGGUUGCUCUGAAAAUAGAUCAAGAAAUGCAGUUCCAGAUUCCCCAGAGUAGUAAAAGAAAAAUGUGAUUUUCUGAUUUCUAUGCCUUCGUCCAAGAUGCUUCAAAGGUCAAUCAGUGACAUUUCCAUUGGUUGAUUUAUUUCCCAAGAAAUCUUCCAAGAAUUGAGUAAUGAGAUCCCAAAUUGUGUGAGUCCAUGAGAGGAAGCCUAACACUCAGGAAUGCAGAGCUCCACAGUUGACCCUGUGGUGAGCCCCUUUUCCUCUACAAUAAUCAGGCCUCAUGUGGUAACCCUGAAGGAUAGAAGAGAGUUGGCAGCUAAGACAGCCUGAUAGUUUAUGUUAACUGAAAGGUGUAGUCUGCUUUAUUUACAGAGAGGGAUGGUGUUUGGUUUUGGUUUCUCUCAUCUCCCUCUCGAUGGGAUCAUCUGUGAAAUCUCUAAAGCUUGAGAAAUGAAAGUGAAGCUAACUUCUUUAUGAAGCCGCCAUCUUCCAAAGGGCCACUUUCACCAACUUGGGAGGUUCUAUCUGGCAUUCGUCAAGUUCCUACUGUGUGUAGGACAUUGUGCAAGACAUUCAGACAGACACAAGGAGAAAUAAAUUUCCCCAGAACUUAGCAGAUUUCUUGGAAUAUAGUAAGCUCUUAAUAAAUGUUUGUUGACUGACUGGCUGCAAUAAGUUAGCAUCCCUGUUCUUCAGGUAUUCGUAGUCUUGUAGUGGCACUGCUGGAAUUUCUGAAACAGAUAAUAUAGAAAUAGUCACUGAAAAUCAUUCUGCCAAGCCCCAGACAAUGAUUUAAGGCAGGUAUCCCCUAGAGAUGGCACAACUCUGCAAUCUCUGCUCUUUAUGCCUACCUAGCUGUUUAGAGAAAAAUGAAAAUAUUCUUAAGAUUUUCAGAGUAUGAGAGAGUAAGGUUUGUCAGGAUAAGGUCAGGGAAAAGAAAACAUGAUACUGGGGAUUUAGAGUCAGAGGACCUGAGUUUAAACCCAGGCUCUCCUUCUUCCUUAAGUGACCUUACAUAAGUCAUCUAACCUCUGUGAGUCUCUGUUUCGCCAUCUAUAAAAUGAGAAGGUUGAUCUAGAUGACCCACUCUGAAGUCUUUUCUAGUUCUAGGUCAGCACACCUAUGAUUAUAGGGAUCCCCAACCUUUUGUGGUUCACAUAGGAAGCUGUGUGAGAAUGAAAGGUUUAACUGGAGUAGGAAAGGAUUAGGUAGUAAUGAGGAGGUAGUAAAAAGGCAGAUAAUGAGUAAGGUGAGGAAGUGGGAGAUGAAGUCUACAGAGUGGUUUCAAGGUAAAGGUCGUUGAAGGUCGUGAUCUUUUGUGAGGUCAACAGAGGGUAAAAGUGGGCUACUAGAAUUAAUUUGAAGCAAGCAAAAAAAAAUUAAACCAAAAUAAAACAAAAAAAAACCUGACUUUUUCCUUUACCUGUCAGAUUUGAGAGCAGGAGAAUUUGGUUGUGAUCUCAGAAGGGGCUGGGUAAAUGCAACCAGGUGAUCCGACCUUAUUAUGUCAUUAUCAGAUGUUUGGAACAAGCAGCAACUGCUCUGAAAAGGAGGGACCCUAGAACCCAUGCCCUGUGUAAUGUUCUAGGUGCUAUAAAUGACAAUGCCUCAUUUCAGAGAUAAGGAGAAAGAUGUCAUAGGACUUCUUACUAUGGAUGUAGUCUCUGUGUCAUAAUUUUUGAUCAUAUGUUGCCAGGAUGACUGGAGAGUAGGCUUUUGAUCCAUGUUUGAGGACAAAAAAGCAAUUAGAAACUUCAAAAGUCUUUGCCAAUUUUCCUUCUUUGCAUUCAAAUAUUCUGUUGCUACCAACUAGGUCCCAUGUUAGAUUUCCUGCCUUCAACCAGAGUUCUCAACUUGCAACCAGUGAUAAUGUCUUACUUUGCACUCUCCUACUACCCUACCCAAAUCACUGCAGCGACUACUGGCGACCCAAAGAGAAAAUUUGAUGCCCUUAGUCAAAAUUUCAGCUAAACCUUUGUGAGUUAUGAGAGCAUCAGAUCUCUAGUGAAUCAGUUGCCUCCUUUUGGGAACUGCCUUUCCCUUAUAUUCAGGGACUGUUUGGGUAAUAUUUCCACCUACGCUUAGAGAUAAUUCUAAGUGAGGUCUUAGUGACAAAUAAUUACUGUUCUGCUAUAAAGUCUGAUAUUUCCAAGCUCUGAUUGCAGAGAAAUCACUGUCUGCCCCAUAUGAGAUGUUAUCAGCAGUAUCAGGUGUAUUUUUAGUCACAUGUUAACUACCACAAAAUUCCUCCGUGUAUAUUGACUAUGAUCAGAAAAGAUACUGGGGAUGAGGGAGUUUAUGGUAUUAAGAGAUCUCUUGGUUUCCCCUAAGGGAUAACUGUGUUUCAGAAGUGGUUGGCGAGAUCCCUCUAGAGAAAGGGCUCUUAACAGACUCCCUAAGGACAGAUUUCAGAGGGUCUGUGAACUUGGAUGGGGAAAAAGAAUUAUGUCUUUAUUUUAAUAGAAUUGAUUUCCUUUAUAACUCUACAUAUUUUAUUUUAUGUAUUUAAAAAUAUUAUUCUGAGAAGAGAAUCUUCAGCCUUCACUAGACUUGCCAAAAAGGGCCAUGUCAGAAAAAGAGAUUAAGAACUCCUGCUGCUCCAUACUAUCUUUAAGACGCUUACUGACAAAAUGAAGCCUCUCACUACUGUUUGUUCUGUCCAAAGUGUCUCUACUAUGGGACCAGUAGCAAAGGUUUCCCACUGUAUUUAAAGAAGGUUCUUUAGGGCAACUGGGUUCUGUGUUUCUUUUGCCCUGUGAGCAAAAGUGAGAGGUCACCCUUCCAAAAAAGAGGCCAUCUGGCUGUUACAGAAAUCCACAAAAGGGAUGACAUUUAGCUACGGUAAAUUCUAAACCUACUGAUCUUCUAUGAACCAACUGUCUUUCAAUAUGGCUUUUCUGGCUAGUGUGCCCUUCAUGUGUGGGCUGAUGUCAGAAGAUGUUUGGGUGGGCAGACUGAUGUCUAAUCUUUGCCCUUAAUAUCUACAUUUUUGUUUCCCAGCCUUUCAAAACCUUCUCUUUAGUCCUGUCACCCUUCUCCCCCCCACCCCAGUGCAAAGCAUUGCCUCAGUUUCAUGUCCUGGAUUACGAGCAUUUUCCUAUUUCAGUAGCCCCAUGGGCUUCCCUUGAGGUUCUUCUUUCUCUCUUGUUAGAUUUCUCUGUACCAUAUUGUCCUGUCUGUGAUUUUUAGCUUGUUUUCAAGGACUCUGUUCUCUGUAAGAUAAUGUAUACUGUCAUGUAAGAGGAAGACAUUUAUUUUUGUAUUUCAGAGUUUUUUUUUCUUGCCUUAUAAAAUUCACACCUCAGAUAUAUAAACAGGAGGGAAAGUAUUUGUUCUUGCUUCUUAUGUGUAUUUCAUCACCAAAUUCUCUGUCAAUAAAAGCUGCCCACACAGG
Molecule: messenger RNA, 10665 nt
Organism: Trichosurus vulpecula (common brushtail)
Lineage: Eukaryota; Metazoa; Chordata; Mammalia; Diprotodontia; Phalangeridae
Gene: ADGRF5
Product: adhesion G protein-coupled receptor F5
Exons: 21
Coding region: 453-4502 (1349 amino acids)
Biological process (GO): cell surface receptor signaling pathway; G protein-coupled receptor signaling pathway
Cellular component (GO): membrane
Molecular function (GO): G protein-coupled receptor activity
Source: RefSeq, a predicted model, not a curated record